AUGUCGGCUCCAGGCAUCGGAAACUUGAGCACACUCAUCAAGAGACUGGAAGCAGCAACUUCCCGCCUCGAAGACAUUGCCCUCCAUCAGUCUUCAGGCACCUCGACGCAAAGGGAGUUCCCAGCUGCUGCACCAGCUUUGGCUGCCGCCUCUGUGCCGCCUCCCCCGGCUGCUGCUGUCGAGCCAGCCAGAGAUGUUCCGGCAGCGGUCAAAGCAUACGAUGAAGAGGUAGGACAAGCUCUCGACGAGUUUAAGCAGCUCAGCGCCAAGAUCGGUGGCGUAGUGAACGAGCAGGCUGCAAGCGUGUUCAAGACCUUUCAGGCACAGCGUGACCUCAUCUUGCUUGCUGCAUCCAGUCAAAAGCCGGCCGGAGGUGCUGGCUCGCCCGCAUUCGCCGAGCUGCUCAAGCCGCUCCAAGCUGCACUCACACAGGUCAUCGAGAUGCGCGACAAGAAUCGUGGAGACAAGCAUCACUUUAAUCAUCUCAGCACCGUCAGUGAAGGUAUCCCGGCUGUGGGAUGGGUUGCAGUCGAACCAAAGCCAGGUCCGUACGUCGGCGAAAUGAAGGAUAGCGCCCAGUUCUACGCCAAUCGUGUCAUCAAGGACUUUAAGGAUACGGAUAAGACGCACGUGGAAUGGACUCGCGCCUUUAUCAAGCUUCUCGAAACUCUGAAAACGUACGUGCUCAAAACUCAUACUACCGGUCUGGCUUGGAACCCCAAGGGAGGCGAUGCUGCCUCUUUCAAGGCAACUUCGAGCGCAGCUCCAUCUGCAGGUGCGCCUCCGCCGCCUCCACCUCCGCCUCCUGCCGUUGACCUGUCUGCCGGAGCCGCUGGCGGUGCAGGCGCAGGCGGUAUGGAUGCCGUGUUUGGACAGCUCAACCAGGGUGAAAACAUUACGAAGGGACUUAAAAAGGUUGAUGCCAGUCAGAUGACGCACAAGAAUCCCGAGCUGCGAGGCACAGCGGCGCCUCCACCGACCAAGGCUGCUCCACCCAAGCUCGCAGCCAAGCCGGCGCAGUUGAAAGCCAAGAAGCCACCCAAGACGCAGCUGGAUGGCAACAAGUGGGCGGUCGAGUACCACGAGGACAAUCGCUCGAUCGUGAUCGACCAGACCGAGCUCAACCAGACAGUCAACAUUUUCAACUGCAAGAACAGCAUCAUUCAGAUCAAGGGCAAGAUCAACGCUGUGCAGAUGACCAACUGCACCAAGACAUCGAUCCUCGUCGAUACGCUCGUCUCUUCGCUAGAGGUGACGGGAUCGCCGUCGUUUGCGGUGCAGAUCACGGGACGUGCUCCCACCAUUUUGUUGGAUUCGUGCGAUAGCGGGCAGAUCUACCUUUCGGAUAAGUCGUUGGACUCGGAGAUCAUUGCCGCCAAGUGCAGUGCGAUCAACAUCAACUUGCCAGUGCAAGGUGGUGAGGAGGGUGAGUUUGAAGAAUAUGCGCUGCCGGAGCAGCUCAAGCACACGGUCGACAGUCUCGGCCAGAAGGGUAAGAGUCGCAUCAAGACCGAAGUUGUUGCUCACACUGCUUGA
Molecule: messenger RNA, 1536 nt
Organism: Mycosarcoma maydis (corn smut)
Lineage: Eukaryota; Fungi; Basidiomycota; Ustilaginomycetes; Ustilaginales
Product: putative adenylyl-cyclase-associated protein CAP
Exons: 2
Coding region: 1-1536 (511 amino acids)
Biological process (GO): cytoskeleton organization; regulation of adenylate cyclase activity
Cellular component (GO): cytoplasm
Molecular function (GO): actin binding; adenylate cyclase binding
Source: RefSeq, a predicted model, not a curated record